AUGACUCGUGUGCCGCUGACUAAGGCGCGGAGCCAGCUAUCUGAUCACUUCAACAAGUUUAAGGAGCAGAUUCCGAUUGAAUUACUACAACUUAUAACUACUUCUCAGGAGAUGAACUCUUCGGAGGUGGUGGAUCAUCAAGCACCAGAAGCACUAGGACAACAACUUCAACUUGUGGAACAGGAGUCUGCCCAUCAAGAACAUGAAGUAGAGCGUCAGUCUACUUAUUGUCCUCCACAACUACCACACGAUGCGCAGAAUUUUCCAGUGUUGCAUAGGGAGUUCAAACCGAAAGUGCUGUUUUUGAGACCAACCUUUGCGCUUUUGGACGACGAGAUGACUGGCGUAUACGUCUACGACCGACGUGUGAACCGCCUAGCGCGAUUACCAUUCGUGAAUAAGGAAGUAGCAGGAGAUCAGGACGGAGAUGAAGAGCAAGGAGGAUCACGCACUGUUCUUGGACAACGAAGAUGUCAGGGUUCUCCUGUUGUCCUCCCCGCUCAUCAACAAGGCCAGACGCAGAUGACCGAGGAACAAGCAGCUUAUUUUGUUAAGAAAUGAAGUUGUUCGUGCUCAACAUUUGCAAAAUUUUUCUUACUAAAAAUCUUGAUUUUGAUUGUUUUUGGCAUCAUGAUCGAUCCCUUUCAAAUUUUUCUUACUAAACAAAAUCUUGAUUUUGAUUGUUUUUGGCAUCAUGAUCGAUCCCUUUCCUCGCAGCUGCCUCUCUUCCCUUUUCCCUCCAUGCCUCCUUCCCUCUGCUUACCCUCUCUAAUUUCCCUAACUACAACGCUGAAGCGCAAGCCCCCUCAGGAUAUUGGACAUAUGAUCAACACUGUGAUCAGAAUGGCUUCUAUUUUGGACCACAAGGACUUCCGGGAUUACACGGACAAGCAGGACAAGAGCAGGAGAUGGCGUGUAACAAAAACCCUUUUGAUCAAGUCGGCGACCACUAUUACGCUAGAGCUCCUUGUAAUGGCGUUAGUUCUUGGGAGGCAGAGGCGGAUGGCCCUACAGUUGACGAUAUUGCCGAAAAUAUGACACGUCUGAACGUCUCAGCUGAAGGGGAAGCAAAACUAGAAGGUAAGACGACUUCACUACCACCAAGGUUGCGAGGAAACUCGUUGGGAGCUAAGGCCUAAUUGUAGGUAGAUGCUUUGGUAUUGGUGGAUAGAGAAAUUAUAAUAUAGAUGUACUUUUCUUUUUUCGGUUUUUGUUUUUUCUAGUUAGGUUGGUAUGCUCCACCAACAAUAUAGAUGUACUACACUCAGAAGUGAGUCGUGUGAGUAGGUACUACUGCUACUAUUGCUAAUAAAGGACAUCAGAGCAGGAUAUGACAUGCGCUAACAAAACCGCAAACGAUGAAACGAAAGCUUCGACGAUGGCCAAGGCUCCGAACUCCACCAGUACCAAGAAGGGUAGUACUAGAAAAGGAAAGCAUGUUGAAAGAGUAGCUGUUCACCCACCAGAUGCAUCACCAAGUACAACCUAUGAUCGUAGUUCUCUAUUGAUGCACUUCGAUUGGAUCAAUCGGCUCCAAGCGGCAGACCAAGCGGAACUGCAGUAUUUGCGCGAGAGGGUGAAGCAGCUUACUAAUUUAGCUGAACAAGAAGAUGGGGAAAUUGGCGACGACACGACUGGAUCUCCAGCACAAGAACCGAUGAAGAUACGUGCAGGCAUGGAGAAUAUUCGUCUUCCUCCUGGAUUGGAAAUGCGUGCUUCACUUGGCGCUAUCGAGAGUCUCCGACGUGCUGGAGGUAACACGGACGUCAGAACAAGUAGAGCAGAAGGUUCAUCUAUUAAGGCUCAACUUUCAAUGGUCACCAUUGAGAUUGGGGUCACUGAGAUCGAAGAGGCGACCCCUUGAGAGAACAGGGGAAAAGGAAGGGAAAGGGGAGAGCUUUGAAGGGGGUCCCUUCCGUUCAGAGUCAGUGACCCUUGAAUGCUGAGCUUUAAAUCUAGUUCCACAGAACAUAAUACUCCUAGUGGUUCCCCCUCGUGUUACACAACAGCUCGAGAAGAAGCAACCAGCGGUAGUGGAGGACUAGGUAGUAGUGUGCAGAGCUCUCCGAGUUUGGUCCCAGGGGAAGCUGCGCUGUCUAUGGAAGAAGUCGAUGAGGAAAGUCUUGGUGGAGGAGAAAGUCUUGGAGAAGCCAAUGCAGAAGAUUGGAACAACACUUCUGGACGAUGGAGAAAAUGUGUGUGGAAAGAGAAAACUAAACCAGAAGAGCAGAAGGUGGACCACGGAGUAUUAUCUUCACCUGCAACAUCUUCAUCCAAAAAGAAAGCUGAAGCUGAAGAAAAGGCAACAAAGAAAGCUGAUGAAGCAUCUUCGAAGAAAAGCAGGGGUAAGGCUAAGGAAGAACAAUCUCUGAAGAAAUUGCUCGCAAAAGUGGCGGCUCUGGAGGCGGAAAACAAGAGCAUGGAGAAAGAACUAGCAAACACCAAAAAAGAGCGCAGCACUCUGAGUCGGAAAGUGAAUGUUAUGAUUCACAAAAUUUGACUCGCAGGAUAAAGUUCAUUCACAAGGAUGAAAUACAACACCUUGCCGUUGUCGAAUAGAUUCAAAUCCACUUCAGGUAUGCCACGUUAGUUAUACUAGGUCCACAGUAUCAGUAGUUACUAGGCGACUCCGACUUUUUAUGUAAAGCAGCUUCUUCCUUCUUCUAAAUCCAACACCAGUGACAACUAUGAUGCGAAGGCUGCAGAAGCCUGGGGUUGGCAGAAGGAGGCUUACCACAAGGAAAAGGUGAUCAAACAGAAACAGGAGAUUAUUGACAGACUUCGUACAGAUCUUAGCAGAGCCAAGGCGGCCGCUACUUGGAGGAGAGAGAAGUGAUGUACCAGAUUGGUUAAGGACGUUAGGUGAACGUAGAAUAGGUGGACAUAGAGGAGGAGACUCAAGUGGACGUCCAAGACUUCGUGUAAAAAUGUAAAAAUAAUUGGUUGUACAAAAUCGUCCGUUUUGUAUCGAACCAUUUGAUGUGAUAAUCGAUCCAUUUGUUGUACUUUUUGAAACUCCACCUAACAAACAUAGAGCUAGAACUUGAACGCUGCAGGUACCACGAUAAGCAGCGUGCGGAUACUAAGUGUUCAAAUUGUAGUUCCUGAGUGGUUAUGAUUUGCAUUUUCUUCUCCUACUUAUAUAUACUUCAAGCACCGUGAAGUAGCUCGAAAACACAUGACAAAAAUCCUACUGGAUGGAGGUCGAACGAACCAGACUUGUAACAAAGGUUAUUGCUUCACGCUCUUACUUUCUUCUUCAUCAGCGUAAUUCUUACGAAAUCGAUGUGUCAGUGUAGAUAAUCGAUCCAAAAAGAAAUACCAAUCGUCAACGACAAGACGGAUUAAGAUUAAGUUUCAGAUUGAUUAUGUGUAGUAGAACUUUCAUCUGAGCUUGUGCCUGUGUGGCUGAACAAGUACGUUGUUUGCGGGAAUCAGUUUCUGGAUAAUUCCCAUACACUAGACUGGUUGUAUUAACUAUUUGAGAAUACAAACAAGUACAACAGCAGUGUCUUCGACCACAACAAGAAGUACGAAUGAAAAUCGUUUUAGAGUACUUCUUUGCCGACGAAAAACGUAAAAGGGUCGAUCAACCAGAUGCUGGUGAUCAUGACCUUGCCGACUGCUAAUGACAACCUGCAGCCAUUUCUCGAUUCGACCUCAAAUCAAAUGUACAAAGAUUACAUGAUCAUGUCGAAAGUCAUGUACAAAUCAUUCUAUGACAUUGAUUCGGGGACAGAUUUGCCUGCGCUUGCGCCACUAAAAAUUACCUGUAUGUAAAUGUAAGUGAUAAACCACUACUUCCCGCCCGCACGACGUUCUCCUUGGGGCGCUUCGCCGGCGCCCGUCUCGACACCGUGCGUGAAGAUUCGGCAAGAAGGGCACCCUAUCAUAUUCUAUCCUACUGCUUCUCAUCAAAAUCACUUGCGAAAUAAUAGAAUAAUAUUAAUCUUUUUGAAGGAACAAAAAGCUAAAAAUGCAACAUGAUGGCGACCUGUGGAACUGCACUCCUGGGUGUGAAGAUUAUUAGACCUGCUCCUUGCGUGUACAAGUAAAAGUUCGUUGUACUUGAUUUUUCCGUUUGCAACCAUUUUUUAUAACGUCCUCCAGAGCACUGACAGCAGCAGCAGGAUGGGAAUUCUAGAAGCUGGUGCGCUCCCCUUUUGGCCGAAGACUUGUAGCUUGAAG
This is a messenger RNA of Amoebophrya sp. A25, 4188 nucleotides long. NCBI's taxonomy places the organism in Eukaryota, Dinophyceae, Syndiniales, Amoebophryaceae. The record is from the annotation of a GenBank genome assembly.